Messenger RNA from Echinococcus granulosus, 603 nucleotides. RefSeq lists its product as hypothetical. The transcript has a single exon. NCBI's taxonomy places the organism in Eukaryota, Metazoa, Platyhelminthes, Cestoda, Cyclophyllidea, Taeniidae. The record is from RefSeq and is a predicted model, not a curated record. Bases 1 to 603 code for a protein of 200 amino acids.
AUGAAUCAACCGGGCUUGUCUAAGAACGCUAGCAACAGGGAAGCGGAGACCGAUGAGUCUCGCCCUACACUGGUGGCAUCGCCCGCAGACCUACCUCCUUUCAGGGAAGAUACUUAUUUUGAAGAGUGGCUCUUAACUGCCAAAUUCAACCUUCCUCUCUAUUCCCGUUGUCAAAGAGUACCUCUUAUCCUUCGCGCUCUUCCUCAUGAUUUAUUCGUGGUCGCAAUCGGAGCCGUCAUCACCCACGACACCGACGUUGACAAAUGCUGUGAUACACUGGCUCAACUUGUUAUCGAUCGUGAGGAACAAACCCUGGCUAGGGACUUCUUUCAGCGUUUUCAAAAAGCUGAUGAGGCCGACGAAGAGUACGCCAGGAACCUCCAUCUCCUGAGGAAAUGCGCGUUCCGCGGCUGUCCUCCAAACAUGAUCGCAAUUUGGGUUACGGUUCCGUGUAAACACGGAGUCCGACCUUCCGCCUUGACUGAGAAGCUCUGCGAAGCAAAGACUAACUCGCUCGACCAAUUGGUCAAGCUCGCAACCAAGAAGCUGCAGAAACUCCGGGGGCCCCGAUUUUCCGGAAACCGCAAAACUGGUCAAAUGUAG